Messenger RNA from Alosa sapidissima (American shad), 1010 nucleotides. Its product is annotated as eukaryotic translation initiation factor 4 gamma-like. The record is from RefSeq and is a predicted model, not a curated record. The coding region runs from base 310 to 708 and encodes 132 amino acids. Lineage: Eukaryota; Metazoa; Chordata; Actinopteri; Clupeiformes; Clupeidae. The transcript has 3 exons.
GAAAGAGAGAAAGAAACUGUAUCAGAGGGUGGUGUUUCUCCUGGGGCUGAAGGAGCAGGAGGAUUCUAAUAAAAUGAUGGCCAUGGAGACAGAGUGCAUGUUGGCAGAAUCUGAGAGGUAGGCUAGAUGGACCAGCGAGAGAGAGACCUACACCUUAUCAGUGGCUCUGACUGCUGUGGCCAGCAAGCAAAAGUUGCUAUGGGAGCUGAAGAGCCAGGCAGAAAAAUGGAUGGUGUCAGGUGGGUCUUCUCAAGGCAGCGGCACUGAGUGAACUCCCAUUGUUUUCAAAACAUGGAUGAUUAGGGAUGAAUGGAGGAAACUUCAGGACAACAGGUCCUCAAUGAUGGCCUCCAGAGCUUCAUCAGCCGAAAGGACAUUGAACACAUCAUUGCUAAAAACCAGAUGCUCAAGGGAAAGAUCGAUUUGAAAUUUGAGAAGAAGAUGCAGCAGCACAUGGCUGAGGUCCUUAAAAAACAGCAGAAGAUUAGGGCUGCUGAGCUCAAAAAGAAGAGGAAGUUGGAGGAAAAGACCAGGAAAGAACUGGAGAAAGUACACAAGGCCGAGCUGAAGGAAAAGCAAAAAAAGGAAGCUAAGGAGAAAAAUGAGGCCAAAAAACUUGAGAAGAAAAGAGCAAAAGAGGAGAGGGCCAGGACCAGCCAGCCCAGAUUCUGUUGCUGGAGAUCGUCCAGAGCAGAGGAAGAUGCCUAACUCAAGGCAGGCAGUUUAGGGGCAGCUGUGGCCUACUGGUUAGGGCUUUGGGCUUGGAACUGAAGGGUUGCCGGUUCGAUCCCCGACCAGUAGAAAAAGUGUGGGAAGGGGAAGGGGAAUGGGUUGAGCACUGCUCACAUCCGCGGCUGAAGUGUACUUGAACAAGGCACCUAACCCCCUCACUGCUCCCCGAGUGGCAAGCACCCUGCCCUGCUCCGAGUUAGUGUGUGCAUCACCUCACUCUGUGUUCACUCUGUGCUCUGUCUGCCUCACUUAUCAAUAAUAUUGAUAAUAAAUCAUAA